UCACCGGAACAUAACCUACACGCUACUGGCUAUCCCCGGUCACCCCCUUCCUCCAUUAUCAGCGCCAGAUUCAUCCUCGCUUAUCGACCAGUCCCUUGACUCCCUUCCCUUAUUCUAAUUCUCCCUCAUUCCAUCUUUUCUUUUUCACGAUAAAUAUAAUUCCCACCUUUAUUUUUCACGUCAGGGUUAGGGUUUCUGAAACUUCUAUAUAUGGAAAGCUCUGUUGCUUCAGCGAACUCCCGAAGAUCCUCGUUUCGUUAUUGUCACUGCGGUUUCUUCCGGCGCUGUUGUCGCUGUUUCUGUUGCUUCUACACCUAUCCGUAGGGGGGGUUUGAUUUUAUUUUAUUUUUUCAAAUUUUCAGUACCGAAAUCAGCGAUUUUUUUUUUUGGGUUUCUAGAGUUUAUGGAUUCACAGUGUGCUCGGUCGGCUCUUUCUCUAGGGCUCAAUUCACAUACAUCGUCGGUUUCUACAGCCUCGGCGGCUGACAGUCCGAUUUCGAUUCAAAUUGAUUCGAGCUUUUGCGGCUCGUCGAAUUCGGUCCCGUCCGUUCCGCUGCAGUUGCUUGAGCAAAAGGAAGAGAAAAUAGAACUCGAAAUUGGGGAGGAUCAUAGCGAAGAUGAGAAAUUCAGCAUUCUGGGGCACUCUAUGUGUCUGAAGAGGCCGAGAGAUGGGCAAUCGUUGUUAUGUGGAAGCGCGCCGAAGCGGGCCGCGGUUGACCCGGGUCUCGAGGCGAGGCGGGCCGCGGUGCGGGCCUGGGGGAACCAGCCGCUCGCUGUGGCGGACCCGGAAGUGCACGCGAUCAUGGAGAAGGAGGGGCAGAGACAGUUCAGAGGAAUCGAAUUGAUCGCUUCGGAGAAUUUCGUGAGCAGGGCUGUGAUGGAGGCUCUAGGCAGCCACUUGACCAACAAGUACUCGGAGGGAAUGCCCGGAGCGAGGUACUAUACGGGUAAUCAGCACAUUGAUCAGAUCGAAUUGAUCUGCUGGGAGCGCGCAUUGGCGGCGUUCAAUCUUGAUUCCGAGAAGUGGGGUGUGAAUGUUCAGCCAUACUCUUGUACCUCUGCAAAUUUCGCAGUUUACACUGGUCUUUUGCUCCCCAACGAUCGGAUUAUGGGGUUGGAUUCGCCGUCCGGAGGGCAUUUGAGUCAUGGGUAUUACACUCCGAGCGGGAAGAAGGUCUCGGCCGCAUCGAUAUUCUUUGAGAGUCUCCCUUAUAAAGUGAACCCACAAACGGGUUACAUUGAUUACGAGAAGCUUGAGGAGAAAGCUCUUGAUUUUCGCCCUAAGAUACUUAUUUGCGGCGGGAGUUCUUACCCGAGGGAGUGGGAUUUCGCGAGGUUAAGGCAGAUUGCGGAUAAAUGUGGAGCGGUUUUGAUGUGCGACAUGGCUCAUAUUAGCGGUCUCGUGGCAGCUAAGGAAUGUGCAAAUCCAUUUGAAUACUGUGAUAUCGUUACCUCAACGACUCACAAAAGUCUCCGGGGUCCUAGGGGAGGUAUUAUCUUUUACAGAAGAGGUGUGAAAUCGAGGAAACAGGGCCUGCACCUUAGUUGUGGAGAUGGUAGUGCUCAUUAUGAUUUUGAGGAAAAGAUAAACUUCGCUGUGUUUCCAUCAUUACAAGGGGGCCCCCAUAAUAAUCACAUUGCUGCUCUUGCCAUAGCUUUAAAACAAGUAGCUACUCCGGAGUAUAAAGCCUAUAUACAACAGGUGAAGAAAAAUGCUCAGGCAUUAGCAUCUGCUUUGUUGAAAAGAAAAUGCAGGCUGGUGACUGGGGGUACUGACAAUCAUUUGUUGCUUUGGGAUCUAACUGCUCUAGGCUUAGCAGGCAAGUACUAUGAGAAGGUCUGUGAGAUGUGCCACAUUACUCUCAACAAAAGUGCUAUAUUUGGUGAUAAUGGUUCAAUUUCUCCUGGAGGAGUUAGAAUUGGCACUCCUGCAAUGACAUCCAGAGGUUGUUUGGAGGCUGAUUUUGAGACAAUAGCUGACUUUCUUCUUAAGGCAGCUCAGAUUACAAUUAUGGUGCAGAGGGAACAUGGAAAAUUUCAGAAAGAUUUUCUCAAGGGUCUGCAGAGCAAUAAAGAUAUUGUUGAGCUCCGAAAUCGGGUUGAGGCAUUUGCUUCCCAGUUUGCAAUGCCAGGGUUUGACAUUUGAAAUUGUGAAAGAAGCAGCCUGCCUUCAUCUUUAACAUCACAGUAUUGCUUCUUUGGCUUACCAACAUUUCACUUGGUAACCUUGGUAACCCAUCCAUGCCCUCUCCUGUAAAUUAUGCCC
Messenger RNA from Corylus avellana, 2266 nucleotides. Its product is annotated as serine hydroxymethyltransferase 7. NCBI's taxonomy places the organism in Eukaryota, Viridiplantae, Streptophyta, Magnoliopsida, Fagales, Betulaceae. Gene Ontology annotation, molecular function: pyridoxal phosphate binding; glycine hydroxymethyltransferase activity. Gene Ontology annotation, biological process: tetrahydrofolate interconversion. Gene Ontology annotation, cellular component: cytoplasm; mitochondrion. The record is from RefSeq and is a predicted model, not a curated record.